CCAUCCAUCCAUCCAUCCACACCCUCCCUCUCCUACCCGUCGCAUAGAACAGCCCAUUUUAAUGUUGCAAUCACCUUAGGACGAUUGCGGUUAGCGAGGUAUCUUUUCAGCAUGUAGACCCAAAUUCUUGCUUACCUAUUGGAGCUUAUGCUGUAUUAUCAGACAAAAAAAUAACAUCAACGAGAAACAUUGGGAACAACGACAAGAACAGUAGGCCUAAUAAUAUCAAAUAGCUACCUGCAGUCCAUAACCCUUCAUUUAUGCAAACACGCUAAUAUCUACCCUGUAUCGUUUCAUUUUCUUCAGCAUUAGAGGAAUUCCACAUAGGCCUAGACGUCUGCCUAAUUUUGUGCUCUACAUUUUUAUAUGCUGACCAGAAACAACAGAUGGGACAUCACGUCGGUAUACAUCCCUCAAACGUUUUUUCUCUGUCGGAUAUGAAGUGAAUUUGAAAGUGAAGAACAUAGGAUUUUCUGUUUUUCUAAACUCCCAGUUUACGUCCUUGGACAUGGCCGGCCUCUAGGUGAAUCCACCUUCUGAAGCAUCUUACUCUUUACACUCAAAUGCUUGAGCUCUUCUUUUUAUUUCUCUCCUUACAAAUAUCUGGCUCUAUGGAUUGGUAUCCUCCCUAUCAUUUAGCUUGAUGCCCUUUUCUCUUCUGAGGUUGUGAGAAACAUCAGAUUAAGGUCUCUGGUGGAAUAAACCACCGUCAAAUCACACAACAAAAACAUUUCCAUAUGUUCUUCCACACAUGCCUUGAUAUGGAGAAUCAUAGAAGGGGAAAAGGAGGGAGUGGCAUGGGAGAACAUUAAUCUAAAAAUCACAUAGUCAAGCAUACCCCACUUCCUACCCUGGCCAAGGCACUAAAGGAGUCCAUCAGAAAAUCAUUGUUUUUUGAAGAAGCAACACAUUUCUAUAACCACACAUUAUCAUGGGGGACUUAGCCAAUAGCUCGGUGGAGUUCAAACCCAAGAAGCGAGGUAGUGGAGGGGGAAUGGAGGUCAACCAUGCAGGGGACUUCGGGGCUACCCUGGAGGACCUGCGGGACCUAAUGGAGCUGAGGGGUGCAGAAGCCAUUCAGAAGAUCCAGGAGAACUACACGGACACAGAGGGCCUCUGUCAGAGACUGAAGACCUCCCCAGCCGAUGGCCUAUCGGACAAUCCGUCAGACCUGGAGAAGCGUGGCCAGGUGUUUGGACAGAACUUUAUCCCUCCUAAGAAAGCCAAGUCGUUCCUGGAGCUGGUCUGGGAGGCUCUACAGGAUGUCACUCUCAUCAUCCUGGAGAUAGCUGCCAUCAUCUCCCUCGCACUGUCCUUCUACCAACCACCCGGAGAGGAGAGCGAAGCGUGUGGGAACGUGGCGUCCGGUGCAGAGGAUGAGGGCGAAGCAGAGGCUGGCUGGAUCGAGGGCGCAGCCAUCUUGUUGUCCAUAGUCUGUGUGGUGCUGGUGACGGCCUUCAAUGACUGGAGCAAGGAGAAACAGUUCCGGGGACUGCAGAGCCGCAUCGAGCAGGAGCAGCGAUUCGCCGUGGUGCGGAACGGCACUGUCAUCCAGAUCCCCGUGGCCGAAAUGGUGGUCGGGGAUGUGGCCCAAAUCAAAUACGGCGAUCUCCUUCCUGCUGAUGGGAUACUGAUACAGGGAAAUGACCUGAAGAUCGAUGAGAGCUCGCUGACAGGAGAGUCUGACCAUGUAAAAAAGUCUGUUGACAAGGACCCUAUGUUGCUGUCUGGAACUCAUGUGAUGGAAGGCUCUGGAAAGAUGCUGGUUACUGCUGUGGGGAUCAACUCUCAAACAGGAAUUAUCUUCACUCUACUGGGGGCUGGAGAGGGUGAUCAAGAGGAGGAGAAGAAAGACAAGAAAGAGGGCAAUAAUACCCCUGCAGUCGAAGCAAAACAGAUCAGCAUCACGAAUGGUAAGCAAGAUGGGACAUUGGAAAACAAUCAGAACAAAGCCAAGAAACAGGAUGAGGCCGUUGCCAUGGAGAUGCAGCCCCUGAAGAGCGCUGAAGGAGGGGAGGUGGAAGCAGAGAAGAAAAAGGGCAACGUGCCUAAAAAAGAGAAGUCUGUGCUCCAGGGCAAACUCACUAAACUGGCCGUGCAGAUCGGGAAGGCAGGUCUGGUCAUGUCAGCCAUCACAGUGAUCAUCCUGGUGAUGUACUUUGUGAUCGAGACCUUUGUGGUUCAGGGCCGGGAGUGGCUCACUGAGUGUACACCUGUCUAUGUGCAGUACUUUGUCAAGUUCUUCAUCAUCGGCGUCACAGUGCUGGUGGUGGCUGUGCCUGAAGGGCUGCCACUGGCUGUCACUAUAUCACUUGCAUACUCUGUCAAGAAAAUGAUGAAGGACAAUAACUUGGUGCGCCACCUAGAUGCCUGUGAGACCAUGGGCAAUGCCACGGCCAUCUGCUCCGACAAGACAGGCACCCUUACUACCAACCGCAUGACCGUGGUGCAGGCCUACGCGGGCGACCAGCACUUCCACAUGGUCCCACACCCUGACCAGAUGAAUCCUAUGGUGCUGGACACACUUGUAAACGCCAUAGCUGUCAACAGCGCCUACACCUCCAAGAUUAUGCCCCCAGAUAAGGAGGGAGGCCUACCCAAGCAGGUGGGCAACAAGACAGAGUGUGCCCUACUUGGCUUCGUCCUGGACCUGAAGAGGGACUAUGCCCCCGUGAGGGAACAGAUCCCCGAGGAGAAGCUCUACAAGGUCUACACCUUCAACUCAGUGCGCAAGUCCAUGAGCACAGUGGUGCAGUUGCCCGAUGGAUCCUUCCGCCUCUACAGCAAGGGGGCCUCUGAGAUCCUGCUCAAGAAGUGCUCCUCUAUUAUGGCUGGCGGUGGAGAUCCGCGGGGUUUCCGCCCACGGGAUAGGGAUGAGAUGGUGAAGAAGGUGAUCGAGCCCAUGGCUUGCGACGGCCUGCGCACCAUCUGCGUGGCCUACAAGGACCUGCCGGCCAUCCCUGAGCCCGACUGGGAGGACGAGGCGGGCAUCGUCAGCGACCUCAUCUGUAUCACUGUGGUGGGCAUCGAGGACCCUGUCCGCCCAGAGGUCCCAGAUGCUAUCAAGCAAUGCCAGCGAGCAGGUAUCACGGUGCGCAUGGUGACAGGUGACAACAUCAACACAGCACGAGCCAUCGCUGCCAAGUGUGGCAUCAUCCAGCCAGGGGAUGACUUCCUGUGUAUAGACGGGAAGGAAUUCAACCGACGAAUCAGAAAUGAGAAAGGAGAGGUUGAGCAGGAGCGCAUUGAUAAGGUUUGGCCCAAACUGAGAGUUCUGGCUAGGUCCUCACCUACAGACAAACAUACACUGGUUAAAGGCAUCAUAGACAGCACCGUACUGGAACAGCGGCAGGUAGUAGCUGUGACAGGGGACGGGACAAACGACGGACCCGCCCUGAAGAAGGCCGAUGUUGGCUUUGCCAUGGGCAUCGCUGGUACUGACGUAGCCAAGGAAGCCUCUGACAUCAUCCUGACUGAUGACAACUUCUCUAGCAUUGUGAAGGCGGUCAUGUGGGGACGUAACGUCUAUGACAGCAUCUCCAAGUUCCUCCAAUUCCAGCUCACUGUCAACGUGGUGGCUGUCAUUGUGGCCUUCACCGGCGCCUGUAUCACACAGGACUCUCCUCUGAAGGCUGUCCAGAUGUUGUGGGUGAACCUUAUCAUGGACACCUUUGCCUCCCUGGCCUUAGCCACCGAGCCACCCACUGAGUCCCUGCUCCUGAGGAAGCCUUACGGCCGCAACAACCCCCUCAUCUCCCGCACCAUGAUGAAGAACAUCCUGGGCCAUGCCAUCUACCAGCUCACUAUCAUCUUCACCCUGCUGUUUGCGGGAGAAAAGAUCUUCAACAUUGAUAGCGGACGCCACGCCCCUCUGCACUCUCCCCCUUCCGAGCACUACACGAUCAUCUUCAACACCUUUGUGCUCAUGCAACUGUUCAACGAGAUCAAUGCCCGCAAGAUCCACGGUGAAAGGAACGUUUUCGACGGCAUAUUCCACAACCCUAUUUUCUGCAGUAUUGUGCUGGGGACUUUUUUAAUGCAGUUUGUGAUUGUGCAGUUUGGGGGGAAACCUUUCAGCUGCACACCACUCAAUGUGGAGCAGUGGCUGUGGUGUCUGCUCGUGGGAGUAGGAGAGCUGCUGUGGGGACAGCUCAUCACCACGGUGCCUACCAGCCGCCUGCCCUGUCUGAAGGAAGCGGGUCAUGCGCUGGGUAAGGAAGAGAUGAUUGAUGAUGACAUGGCAGAUGAUGAGCAAGAGAUUGACCAUGCUGAGAGGGAGCUACGUCGAGGGCAGAUUCUCUGGUUCCGGGGCCUCAAUCGUAUUCAGACUCAGAUCCGAGUGGUGAAAGCAUUCCAUAGCCCACUUUAUGAUGGCAUUGAGAAGCCGGGAUUCAAGAACUCCAUCCACGACUUCAUGGCACACCCGGAAUUUCUCAUCAGUGACUUGGUCCACAACAUCCCCUUGAUUGACGAGACAGACAUUGAAACCGAAGAAUCAGAGCGCUCAGACUGCAACAACGUUCGCCUGGCUUUUCGUCAAGCUCCUCCCCCUGCCCAGGCCCCUCAGCCUCCCCCUCGCUGCCGCUCCACCUCCCGUCCCGCCCCUGCCGCCAGCAGAGCCUCCCCGUUACACUCAACUGCAACAACAACGCCACUGCUGCUGCUGACGCUGAGAAUGGAGAUCAUCUGAACCCAAAAGAUGCAAGACUACCAACUGCUUCUCUCUGCUGCCCCGCCAGCCCAUUGCACAGCUUGGAGACCUGUUUAUAACUACAAUCUGGGCACAUGGUUGACAAAUAGGGAGAGGAAACACCAAUGAUCUUGAUGGACAUGGAUGUAACCCAACAAAGAGGAAAUGAAGAGGAAAACUGGACAUAGAAAAAUAAAUGAUUACAUUGUAUAGACCAAUGGUUUUAUAGAUUGUUGCCCAACCUUUCCUCAACAGCCACUGCUUUUAGCCUGCACUCUCCGCUUCAAAACACUCACAUAUCCUCUCAAAAAGCUCCACAGUCCAACGAUGCUAACCCCACCAGACUCUGAUUGACACUUUUGAAAUGUAUAUCUAGGCACGCAAUAGAGGAGUGAUUGGUGUAGUAGAGACAAGAAUGAACUGGAAUUGAUUCUUGCCCUUUUGAUUGAAAAUAUGAAGACUCAACCGAAAGUGAAAUGGAGUUAAUUCCUUCUGCUUUUUAACAAUAUAAUUGUUCAGAUUAUUACUGUUGUUAUUACUACUGCAAUUACUACAAUUACUACUACAAUUAUUAUAUUCCAGUUAAUGAUGCUUCAUUAAUUAGCUUUAUCUUUCAUGUAUGUUUGUAUGUAUGGUUUGUUUGCUUAACUGCUGUAUUUGUCUCCUUGUUUUUCUGUUUUUAUAUACUCCUUCUGGUCACGUCACCUUUUUUCCUUUUCUGUGUUGACAUGUGUUGUGUAUGUCUUGAAAAAUAAAAUAAUAAAUAUAACUAUACAAAUCAAUUUAAAACAUAUACAACAACUUCAAAACACAAAAUGGUAAGAAAAUAGUAGAUAUGCUAUAAAAAAAGUCCCCAAAAGCACUACUAAUAGUUUUGGUUCUUCUCUUCAUGUAGAUAUGUCUUGAAUUAAGUUAUUCACUUGGACACUUCCAUGAACAAAGGGAACAACUGAACUGAGUAUUGAAAAUAUUAAGUUGUGCGUAGUGAUUAAAGUAAUUUAUUUAAAUGAUUAUUUUAUUAA
Oncorhynchus nerka (sockeye salmon) is the source of this 5712-nucleotide messenger RNA. RefSeq names its product plasma membrane calcium-transporting ATPase 3-like. The transcript is spliced from 22 exons. Gene Ontology annotation, molecular function: PDZ domain binding; P-type calcium transporter activity; ATP hydrolysis activity. Bases 932 to 4690 code for a protein of 1252 amino acids. Gene Ontology annotation, cellular component: intracellular membrane-bounded organelle; plasma membrane. Gene Ontology annotation, biological process: regulation of cytosolic calcium ion concentration; calcium ion transmembrane transport. The record is from RefSeq and is a predicted model, not a curated record. NCBI's taxonomy places the organism in Eukaryota, Metazoa, Chordata, Actinopteri, Salmoniformes, Salmonidae.